UCGUUUCAGAUCCUGCUCGACAAAUCGAGUGCGGACAAAGUCGGCCCUGGACACCACCGCGGAGUGCGGCUACACCUCAAUGGCGACGUGGUAGCGGCGAUCCAGAGGACGCUGCACCUCUCGCAGCCAUUCCCGUUUCUCGACGUGCCGAAGCGGAAGGCGGACCCCAACAGCAAGCGGAUCUGCGGGCGGACCGAAGAGGGGGACCUUUUAGGCGAGUGCGAGUCCAGCGAGGACGAGGUGGAGCCGCUGGAAGCUGAGGCCGACGUAGAGGCCACUACCGUGGGCAGCAAGAGCGCCGAGAAGCUGCUAAACCUGACUUCGGAGGAGCGCGACAACCUGUGGGAGUUCAAGCUCGAGAGAUCGCAGAUGGAGGCUCGCAAGGCGUGGAGGACGCCACCGGGCUAUGUCAAG
Prorocentrum cordatum is the source of this 414-nucleotide messenger RNA. The record is from the annotation of a GenBank genome assembly. Lineage: Eukaryota; Dinophyceae; Prorocentrales; Prorocentraceae.